CACGCAACGUUGGCACUCUCUACCGCCUGCAAUACACGUCAACUUGGAGAAUAAAUAAAGCAAAUCCAAAUAAAAAUAUUCACCUAUUGAGACGGAAAAAACAAUGGGUGACAAAGUGGACGAGAGGGGCGAGAAGCUGCUGGGGAAGUCCACCAAGGAGGCGUACUUUGCCAGCCUUGCAGAAUGGGCGAAACAGGCCACCAUUGCCCAAAACGCGAUGAUAAUGUUUCCGUACUACCUGAUGGCCAACUAUCCAAUGUUCCAGGGACCGGUCGCCUCCGCUGGCCUCCAACCAGCCGCCUUGGCACAUCCCCAUCCGGCGGGUCCUUCUCCACCACCGGUUCAGGGCGCAGGAGCGGCUGCUGCACCACCGGGAGCUCCCGCAGCUGCUCCUCCGCCGGCACAAAACUUCAGUCGUCUGCGAGUCCUGGACGAGGCGGCGCAGCAGGAAACCAUACAGCGACUGGGGGGCUACGAGUACGUGGUGGCCCCCUUCUGGAAGCGCGCCGUGGCGGAGACCAUCGACGUGUUUAUCCUGUUCGUCCUGAAAAUCAUCAUUACAUUCGGGGUAGUCAACCUGUUCGACAUGGACUUUGACAAGGACGUCAUUCGGCGCACGCUGGACGACGAAGACCUCUUCGUGAACUUCUUCGAUAUCUCGCUGGACUUUAUAACAAUGUCCACCGACCUGCUUAUUAUCGAACUGCUGACGAAGCUCACAGUCUGCUGCUACGAGGCGCUUUGGACGUUCCUGUACAAUGGCGCCACGCCAGGCAAGUCCCUGAUGAAGAUCCGCAUCCACUAUGUGGAGGCGGUGAUGCCGCUGCAGGCACCCGCUCUUCCGCAGUUCGUGCUGCAGCCCCAGAGGGAGCCGAUGAGGGCACUGCUCUAUCCGGCCCAGACCCCCACGCUCAUGCGCUCCUUCGCCCGCUCGCUGGCCAAGAACCUGGUGAUGACCCUGCUGUUCCCGAUCUGCGUCGUGAUGAUCUUUUUCAAGAACAACCGCACCGCCUAUGACAUAAUGACCAAGACGAUAGUGGUGGAGACCGACUCCAAUGCCGUAUUCCGCACCCAAGUGCCACCGCAGCGUAACCGCUGAGCUCGGGUUUCAACCAGCCAAAGUGUCUAGGAACUGUGCAAUCUUUCCUACGCAUUCUUAUAUAAAUAGACGUUAUUGUUAAACCUAAAUUUAAUGUACAGCGGUACAUCUGCUGUCCUGUGAAAUAAAACAUAAUCUCAUACACGGUUGCCGUGGUGCUAGUGGGAA
Messenger RNA from Drosophila biarmipes, 1267 nucleotides. Its product is annotated as protein FAM8A1. NCBI's taxonomy places the organism in Eukaryota, Metazoa, Arthropoda, Insecta, Diptera, Drosophilidae. The record is from RefSeq and is a predicted model, not a curated record. The transcript has a single exon. The coding region runs from base 104 to 1099 and encodes 331 amino acids.